AUGUGGCGUCAAGGUGAAGUUCCGCAAGAUUUCGAGGAGGCAACCACUGGGCAUCUCCACAAGCGAAAAGGGAACAGCCAAGUCUGCGACAAUCACCGCGGCAUCUGCUUGCUGAACGUCGUCGGGAAUGUCUUCGCUCGCAUCCUCCUCAAUCGUCUGAAUAAUCAUCUGGAACAGGGUCUUCUGCCGGAAAGCCAAUGCGGCUUCCGUCGCCAUCGCUGGACCACAGAUAUGAUCUUCGACGCCCGCAAACUACAGGAGAAGUGCCAGGAAAUGCGGACCCACCUGUACUCUACCUUAGUGGACCUGACAAAAUCCUUCGACACGGUGAAUCUUGAAGGUUGUGAAAAAUCAUUCAGAAAUUCGGCUGUCCGGAGCGAUUCACUCAGAUGGUGCAUCAGCUGCACGACGGUAUGAUGGCGCGAGUCAAGGACAACGGAGCUGUCUCAGAGGCAUUUGCAGUGACCAACGGAGUGAAGCAGGGAUGCGUGCUGGCGCCAACCUCUUCAGUCUUAUGUUCUUUGCCAUGCUGAUGAACGCCUACCGCGACGAACGCCCCGGGAUCCGCAUCGCCUACAGGACGGACGGUUACCUUCUGAAUUAACGACGGAUGCACUUCCAAUCGCGCGUAUCCACAACCACCGUUCACGAACUUCUCUUAGACGACGACUGCAUCCUGAACACCACCUCGGAAGAGGAGAUGCAACGGAGCAUGGACCUGUUCUCCGCCGCCUGCGAGAAUUUCGGUCUGGUCAUCAACACGUAAAAGAUGGUGGUGAUGCAUCAACCGCCACUCCCCCCAACGCGCCACAAAUUAGAGUGAAUGGAACCCAACAGCAAGUGGUGGAUAACCUCCCGUUCCUGGGCAGCAACCUCCCCGUAACACCAAAAUCGAUGACGAAGUCGUCAACAGGAUCUCGAAAGCCAGUCAAGCCUUCGGCCGUCUCCAAAGCACAGUUUGGGAUCGUCAUGGUUUGCGACUGAGCAAGAAGCUGAAGAUGUACAAGGCCGUCAUCCUGCCGACGCUGCUGAGACUUGGACGGUGUACACAAAGCAGACACGCUGUCUGAAACAUUUCCACCUCACUUGUCUCCGUCGAAUCCUGAGGCUGAACUGGCAGGACCGCAUCCCCGACACUAAUUUGCUGGAGCGGACGAGAAACCUCAGCAUCUACACCAUGCUGAGACAAAUGCAUCUGCGCUGGAGCGGCCACCUGAUGCGCAUGGACGACGAGCGACUUCCCAAACUUCUACGGAGACGUCGCGAGGAAUUCUCGCCGUCAAGUAGGCCACAUUCUUCGAUACAAGGGUGCCCUGAAGGCCUCCCUGAAGCGCCUGCAAAUCAACCCGACCAACGGGGAAGAGCUCGCCCGCGAUCGCCCGACCUGGAGGAGAACAGUGAAGACGGACGUUGCUGUCUACGAAACCAACCGCAUCGCCGCCGCCAAAGCGAAACGCGAAGCCAGCAAAUCACAACUUCGCCCAGUCCGCAACGCCGACGCACAACCGCUACCAACGUGUCCUCGAUGUCAACGGACAUUCUGUGCUUGAAUCGGACGUGUUGGACAUCUUCGUAUCAACUGUACCUCUCGGACAGCACCAACUGCCGUCCCUCCGCCCGCCUCUUCCUCGUCUUCUCUGCCGCCAACUACCUCUGGCCUUUCUUCUGAACCACCACUUCCAUCCUCCUCCUCCUCCUCCUCCACCACCACCACCACAACCUCCAUCUCCUACUUAACCACUGUCCCAACGACGGCCGCUCAGGCGGGCGUCUCGCACAUCACCAACCCUGACACAACAACUGACACCACCCCCACUUCCUCUGACUCCAGCGAUGAGGAUCAGAACUACAUCUGCCCUCGCUGCGACCGCAUCUUCACCUCACACAUCGGCCUGGUCGGUCACUUGCGAAUCCAUCGCACAAACACUGCCGAAGCAGUGUCUGGAGCAGCAACCUACACCCACCGCACUCCCCUCCACUGCCCACACUAA
Molecule: messenger RNA, 1991 nt
Organism: Spirometra erinaceieuropaei
Lineage: Eukaryota; Metazoa; Platyhelminthes; Cestoda; Diphyllobothriidea; Diphyllobothriidae
Source: the annotation of a GenBank genome assembly